AUGCUAUCGAGCACCGAUAUCAGCUACCUGCGUCGCUGUGUGGAGCUCGCCCGCGAAGCGCUCGACGCAGGCGACGCUCCAUUCGGCUCCGUGCUCGUAGAUGCAAAAGGCAAAGUCCUCCGCGAGGACCGCAACCGGGACACGACCGAAGGGGAUGUCACCCUGCACCCGGAAUUUACCCUGGCUGUCUGGGCGCAGAAGCACAUGGCGCCCGCUGACCGCGCUGCCGCGACAGUCUACACGUCGGGUGAGCACUGUCCCAUGUGCUCGACUACUCACGCGUACGCGGGGCUGGGACGGAUCGUGUAUGCGAGUUCGUCUGCGCAGCUUGUGCAGUGGCAGACGGAGUUGGGGGUAAAAGCUGGCCCUGUCAACCCGCUGUCGAUCAAUCAAGUUGUGCCGGGGUUGGCGGUUGAUGGGCCUGCCGAGGGUCUGGAUCGGGAGGUUUUUGAGCUGCAUCAGUUGAAGCAGGCGAGAGUGGCUGCAUACUACACCCAUGUUAACUACAGCGCAUGGCGAUUCUACCGACCUACACAACCUGAAACACCUCAAUUUCGCAGCCUCCUCUAUGUCAACCGGAGGAUCUCCACAUCAUCACACCAUCAAAUCCAGUGUGGUCACCCAGAUGUGGUAGCCAUCAAGAUUUGGACUCCAGAACUUCAAUAUCUAGUGUUCUCGAUUUACAUCCAACCAAUCGCGACACACGACGCAUUUGAAACGAGCAGUAAUCACGAAAUCCUGACAGAAAUUCAGCGAACUAUCCAAGAACAAAUGGAGCAAGGCAAUCGCACAACAAAACUUAUUUUGGCCGGACCAUCGGGGCACAUACUCGAGAUAGAGUCUCCAACCAGAGCAGACCAGAAACCUCAAACCGAGAAGGGCGUAUGGCCGAGCAGACUGGACCGAACUUUCCUUGCGCAUGUUCGAGAAAAUGCCGAUUACAUCCCCGCAGUGUGCAUUGAGGAAGAUCAAACCAGGGGCAUUUUAAACGUGAUCUUUGCGGUUAAUAAGGCUCGAGUUUCUGAUGGGAACGAUGUAUUGCUUCAUGCUCAGCAAGUUUUUGAUGAGAUCUUUACACUCCUCGCACAAGUGUCUACCGGUGACACCCUUCGUGUCAAAAACCAGAUCUUCUAUGUUGCAGUCUCGAUGUGUUCAUCUCGCAUACUUUCCCGACUGCGACUGGCGCCUUCCGGACGGUAA
Molecule: messenger RNA, 1200 nt
Organism: Aspergillus affinis
Lineage: Eukaryota; Fungi; Ascomycota; Eurotiomycetes; Eurotiales; Aspergillaceae
Product: nucleoside deaminase
Exons: 4
Coding region: 1-1200 (399 amino acids)
Biological process (GO): tRNA wobble adenosine to inosine editing
Molecular function (GO): tRNA-specific adenosine-34 deaminase activity
Source: RefSeq, a predicted model, not a curated record